This is a messenger RNA of Aphanomyces astaci, 2761 nucleotides long. RefSeq lists its product as hypothetical. NCBI's taxonomy places the organism in Eukaryota, Oomycota, Saprolegniomycetes, Saprolegniales, Verrucalvaceae. The transcript is spliced from 5 exons. Bases 24 to 2663 code for a protein of 879 amino acids. The record is from RefSeq and is a predicted model, not a curated record.
CAACCGCUGACACACGCCCAAAAAUGGCCGACGACUUUGAAGACUGGCUGACCGACGCUAAACAUGAGUUCAUGAUGGAGCCAUCACCAGAAAAGGCUGACACCCACCAUGAGGUUGUUACCCCUGCCCCACCAGCCAACCAAAUCGGGGACACUGGCGUCACAAAACUCUCGUCGGAAGACGUCAAUUUCGUUGACGACGAUGACUAUGACGAUGGCGCUGCUAGCAUCCUUCCACUCCCUCCGUAUAGUGGUAUCCCGUCGACUUUCGGUGACCAACACAUUGAACCAUCCUCGUUGACAAUGGCAACGCCACCACCCCCACCUCCAGUGCAGGUCAACGACUCUCUAGACUUGGAGUGGAACAUUCAGAGCUCGUUCGAUAUGCCCGACAAGCUGUGUCAAGAAAUUCAAUCGGCCGUCGAUGCUGCUGCCACGCGGCUGGCCACGGCAGCUGUCCCAUCAACGCCUCUAGCCAAUGGGCUGCAAGAAACCGACACGACGGCCGAGUUGCUUUUGAUCAUGGAAGUGGUCAUUGGGGACGGCCGCACCGAAAGCAUCCAAGUUCGAGAGGGGGACGAGGCCGAGGCCCUCGCGGCCACGUUUGCUCUUGUGCACUCCCUCGACCCCGACGUCGUUCCGACCUUGACGGCGCACAUCUCGGAGCAAAUCCGGUCGAUCCGGCCCGUGCCACUAACUCGGCAUCCUUCGUCAAAACCACAACACAACCCCCCCCCGGCUACUGAAAAAGAACGCUCGUACAAUGCGCUGCGGGACAAGUUUGGCAAAUCGUCCUCCAAGUCGACGUUUGAUCUUGUCAAGACAACGACCCCUAGCCCAAAGGGCGGACCAACCGCUCGGAGGGGGCAGCCGCCGGCGUCGGAGCGGCUGUAUGCGUUAGCUCAAGCCCAGCGGGAGUGGCGAGCGCGGGCGCAAAAGAAGCGCGAGGACGAAGUGACCAAGGAACUGGCAGACAAGCGGCUGCAGCUGGCGGACAAGACCAAGCUACUCGUGGCCAACCGCACGAACGGCCAGUAUCGCUCCAUUGGCGAGCGCUUGUACGGCGAAGCGGUGAGCGAAAACGCCCGCCGCAAGAAGCUUGCGGACGCGCGGUCUGUCGAGAAGGCCCAUGCAGACCUGAUUGGCGACGACCACGCGGACUGGAUGUGCCCCAAGUGCGCGUGUUCGAAUCGAUACCAAGACGCCAAGUGCCAACAUUCCGUCGGGCCAGUAGUCAUCCCAGCUCCACCUGCCGCCACAACAUCUUCGAGGUCAUCUCAACCCAUUACCAACAAAUCCUCGACGAAAUCAAAAGAUCCGAUAACAGCAACAACAAUAAGGGUGUGUGGGCAGCCGAAACCAACAAUGUUCCAGCCCACGCUCUUGUCAAAGGAGAACAAAAAGCCCGUACCGAACGCGACGUUGGUACUACGAAGGCAAAAGCACGAGGAGGUGGCCAAGACAGAGUACAAUCAGCGCCACCCGUUCGCCCCGCAAGUGAACCCGACAUCCACGGACCUGGUGAAAGACAAGCGGACCGGCGCCACGACCCACUUGACGCUGUAUGCCGACGCGGACGCCCGACGCACCCGGCAGAAGGACCACGAAGCCGCCUACUUGGCGCAGUUCUCCUUUCGACCCAACAUCGGCAUCAACGCGUUCGUGGCGCCCCCGGCAUCGAAGGACGCACUGGUCCAGCGUCUAGCGAUCGAAGAUCAGCAAAAGCUGGCCCAGAGCCGCGCCAAGUUGUUUGAAAAGUACGGCGCCGCCAAGGAUCCGGCCACCGGACGGCCCUACUUUACCCCCGAGACCGGACGCGGGCCUCAGUUUGCUCGUAACGACACGAACCUCCCCAUUGGCACAUUUUUGUACCAAAGCCGACGCGAAUUUGAUGAGAUCCACCGCCAACUUCGGCAAGCGGACUCGGACGCUCUGCGGGACCACCGCACGCAGAGCUUUGUCUCCAAAACGUCGAAAAUGCACCUGAAAGCGCGCAAAGUCAAGAGCUUUGAUCGUAUUUUCAAGUUACUACAACAAGCCAGUACGUCGACGGCGACUGUUGAAAAGGACGAGUCGCUGCUCGACCCAACACUGCUGCAAAUGGACACGCUGUCAUUAGAACUAGGCCACGUGGCACUCAGCCUAUUUGACACGUGUGGAUGGGUGCCUAUCCCGAAAGACAACUUUUACGCGUGCAUGGAGUCCACGCUGGCGCAGUGCCGACACCUGACGCACACCCAAGUGCUGUUCUUCGGGGACAAGCAAACGCCCGUUCAGUCGUCACCAUCGCAUGCGAUUCCCACCACGAAGGAGCGCGCCGACGCCGCCGACGACCAGGAGCUGACGCUGCAUCCUAAGAUCUGCGCCAAGUCACACCAAAUGGUGACCAAAAAUACAGGCAGGAAGAAAGUGUUUGAGAGCCUCUACAACGUUCACGCCACCUACGCCGCCAAGCGCAAGCAGCGCGAGGCCAAACUCGAAAAAGAGAACGCGAAAACCUGCACGUUUCGACCGCAGCUGUGCAAGCAAUCGUUCCACGACAUGUACGCCCGACUGCCCGACGACCAAGCGGACGAUAUGGACUACGUCGUGCUGUCUACGGCCAGACCGUGUGCGCGGCCCAGUGUCCGACCCAUCGAUAGCGAUCCUCCGUCGCGUUUGUAGCUCGCUCAUCACAAUUUUUUUGCAAAUCUGAGCUAGUAGUACUACUAGUAGCACGCCAUGGAUUAAUAGUACUAUAAUAUUCACCAUUUGAAUUGCUU